Molecule: messenger RNA, 1704 nt
Organism: Chrysoperla carnea
Lineage: Eukaryota; Metazoa; Arthropoda; Insecta; Neuroptera; Chrysopidae
Gene: sav
Product: protein salvador homolog 1
Exons: 7
Coding region: 77-1390 (437 amino acids)
Biological process (GO): regulation of cell population proliferation; hippo signaling; apoptotic process
Molecular function (GO): protein binding; molecular adaptor activity
Source: RefSeq, a predicted model, not a curated record
GUAUAUUAAAAAGAUUAUUAAAAAACAACAAAAGAAAAAUGUUAAUUUAGCAAAAGGAACACAAAAAUUAGUUAGAAUGUUGUCCAGAAAAAACAAAGAUUUACGAACUAUAAAAGAAGGUGUUGUUGGGAAAUAUGUUAAGAAAGAUACACCGCCUGAAAUGCCAAUUAUCAAUGUGUGGACAACCGAACCGAAACGGAAAAGUCAAAGCAGACGUGGUACAUUACCACCACCUUCUUCAGCAACCAUGAGUAGUAAUUCCCCGCAAAUGAAUAGCAACGUACAAAAGUUUGGUAAUCAAAAACCAACCACAAGUGCUGUUGGUCUUGGUGCUCAUGAAGGCAAAUAUACACCUAGUGCUUCAGUACCUGAUUUAGCUACACGAUUUGCUAGUUUAGGUGUUGGUGGCGAGCAUGCAUAUCAGUCGGGUGGUAUGGUACGAAAAUCAACGCCAGUCUCUUCUUCAUCGUUCACCUAUUUAAAUUAUUUCACUGAUUCAUCAUAUCAAACUGAAAAUACAUUAAAUGCUAAUAAUGCGAAUUACGUGGAAAUUGAACAAUUAGAUCGAAUGUGCUAUCAAACUCAAGAAUCCAGAGAUAAUAAUUCAUCAUCACCGAUUUAUCAAAAUACAUCGAAUGAUCCAAAUUAUCCAACAAAUUAUUAUACCCGACAGCAAAAAUUAUCACCGAUUUAUACAAAUACAUAUAAUGAUCCAAAUGUGGACCAUUAUCGGGAACAUUUAGGACAAGCAAUGACGUAUGGUGAAAGUUUAGUCCAUUCAUCCAGAAAUAAUUUACAUGUAAGAGUUAAUACCCCACAAGGUGUUUCAAAUCAAACUGUUGAAACGGAAGAAUUACCCUUACCUCCUGGUUGGUCCGUGGAUUAUACAUUACGUGGUCGCAAAUAUUAUAUGGAUCAUAAUACAAAAACAACUCAUUGGUCACAUCCAUUAGAACGAGAAGGUCUACCAAAUGGUUGGCAACGGAUUGAAUCUCCACAAUAUGGCGUUUAUUAUUGGAAUUACAUAACACGAUGUGCUCAAUACGAACAUCCGUGUCUUACAUGGCAUCAAGUUGAUAUACGACAAGCUCCACCACCACCUAGACAUACAAGUUUUCAUCCUCAUAGUGUUUUGGUACCAGCUAAUCCGUAUUUGAAUGAAGAAAUUCCACACUGGCUUGAUGUUUAUUCAAAAGCAAGUCCAGAUUUGGAUCAUAAAUUACGAUGGGAUAUGUUCCGUCUUUCUGAAUUGGAUUGUUUUAAUGCUAUGUUAACCAGGCUUUAUAAACAAGAAUUAAAGGAAAUUGUUAUGAGAUACGAAGCGUAUAGAUCAUCUUUACUUAUGGAAAUGGAAAGUAGACGUGCUCAUGCCCCUGAAUCAAAUGCGUAAAUCCAUCCAAAAAUUGUUUUUCUUGAGUACAAACUCCAGGUAAUUUUAAACAUUUAUAAAAAUUUCCAACGCUAUUAUGGAUUAUUUAAUUUUGGAAUGCUAAAUGGAUAGAGCCCCUUUAAAUGAAUUUUCCCCUUCACCCAUUUGUUUUAACGAUGUAAGAUAUUAAUUAGAUAAUAAGGUGGAUCGGAAAAGUCUUUUUAUUUUUAUUUUAAUACAUAUAUACAGAGAAAACAUCCAGAAAAAAAGGACAAGAAUCUUGAAUUUUGGAAUCUCUUUAUAUUUUAUACAUGAAGUGCAUAAAUUUGAAAGGA